AUGAUCCUCGACCGAGGGAGCGAGAACUCGAACGACGGCGAGAACUGGCUGAUGUCGAGCCCCAUCAACCUGGGCUCCUUCUACCAGAGCUCCCCCGCGGCCAGCGAGCCGCCAUCGCCCGCCUCGCCGCUGUCCGAGACGUCCAGCUGCGGCGUCCCGUCGCCAGUGGCCUGCUUGGGAACAGCAAGGGCUCUGAAACAACCCUUCCAGGGAGUUAGAGUGAAACAUCCUGUCAAGGACCUCCUCAAUUACUUGAGGAGCACUCACUCAGACACCAAGCUGGAAAGUCACCUGACUCAUUCAAAUUCAUCAGAAGAGCCAUUUUCUCAAAUAAGAACUGUCCUGAGUGGCCAAAAAAGAUCAGCUUUGGAAAACCUAACGGAUGCACCUCCAUAUAAGCAAUCUGCAACGCCUGCGUCAUCCUACCCACUGACUCCGCCCCAGACUCCAAGCUCCGAGAAUUCAGAUGGAGCCCACAAAACUGAAUCACGAAAUGAUGUGACUCCAGAUGUUCUUGAGGCCAUAAUUAAAAUGUUGCAGAAUGACACCCAUGAGAUUUCUCUGAAUACUGUCCAGGUCAACUGGGCCAAUGUUGCCAAGAAUGAUCAAACUUUCCAUAAGGAAGGAAAAUUCCGCAACAACAGUUGUAUGCAGCAACUCAAUGAAUGCCAUCUAGCCUCUGAACUGUGCCAGGACUUUAAGCAAUUCCCAGUACGUAGUCCACCGCAAAUUUCUGGACAACAGGAGGACCUGAAGCCAUAUCAAGCUGUCCACCAAUCUCCAACUUUCCAGCAAGUUCUCCCCUGUGGACAGGUCCUAGGUUUUCACCAGAUGUCAAAUGAUUUUCCAGAUUGUACAUUUGCUUUUCCAAUGCACCCAAAUCCAUCCAUGCCCGAGGAGUUAUCAUUUCCUCAAAUUGGUGACCAGCUUGUGGGCAGUCAACAAUCGUCUGAAUUUUAUAUGCCAAGUUGUGGCUCCCUGCAGCCUAACCCCCAGGGUGAUGUGUCGCAGCAUGCCUCUUUGUACUAUCCAUCACAAACUCAAGGCAAGUCCUUUUUUCAAUGGCAACUUGAACAAGAGGAGAAGAAAUUGUCCCAUCUUACUCAAGCGCAACUUCUUUCCAAAGACUCUGAUGGUGACACUCUUUUACACAUUACUGCUGCACAGGGCAGACGGGCUCUUGCAUAUGUUCUUGGAAAGAAGAUGGCUGCUGUUAACAUGAUAGAUGUUAAGGAACACAAUGGUCAGAGUGCUUUACAAGUGGCUGUUGCUGCCAACCAGCACCUGAUUGUCCAGGACCUGGUCACCCUUGGAGCACAAGUUAAUACUUCGGAUCGCUGGGGUAGAACACCACUGCAUGUCAUUGCUGAAAAGGGACACUUUCAUGUGCUUAUGGCCAUUGAAAAGGGUUUAUCGCUAAGUUGUCAGCAUUUCAAUCUGGAAGUUACUAACUUUGAUGGUAUGACUCCUCUACAUUGUGCAGUCUUGGCCCAGAAUCACAUGGCUCAUGAGCUUCAGAGUAAACUUCAUCAGCAACCUCUAUCUGUUGAGACACAAGAACUGGUCAUGACAAGCAAGAGCUUGUUGGAUACGAUUAAAGCCUUAUUACAGAUGGGAGCUUCUAUUGAAACUCGGGAUCGGAAGAGUGGUCGCACUCCUCUGCAUAUGGCUGCAGAAGAAACGAAUGUCGAACUUCUGCGUUGCUUUCUUGAGCAACCCACCAGUCUCAAUGUGGUAAAUGCCAAGGCAUAUAAUGGGAACACCGCACUUCACAUUGCAGCUGGCAUGCAAGACCGGCUCAGUCAGGUAGAUGCAGUUCGGCUUCUGAUGAGAAAGGGAGCUGAUCCCAGUGCCAGAAACCUGGAGAAUGAACAGCCAGUACAUCUUGUACCAGAUGGUUUAAGAGGAGAAGAGGUUAAACGGAUCUUGAAGGGUAAAGCUGCCCAAUCAAGAAUGUCCCUCUUCUGACUUCCUAUUUUGGGAUGUUUCUCGCCACCCUCGCUGUCAGUUAGGCAGUCUUGUUAGUUUUGUACAGAGAAAUUUGCUAGUUAUGAGCAAAUGUGUGUUGUUUCUUUUAAAGAAACUUUAAUUGUUGACUACUGUGUAGUACUUAGUAAACAAAAGCAUUCUAAUGGUAGUAUUAACCUUUUUUAUGUUUUUAGAAUUGUGCACCUUUUCCUUCUUUAGAGUUAACAGAAGGGAUUGAGUUAACUUUGGAUCUGUCCGUCUGGAUUUUGUUGUCAGAAGUAAAGUGAUGCUUCCUAAUGUCUAUCUCCCUAUAAGUUGGGUCCCCCUUAUCAUACCUUGUUUUGGGUUUCUGGCAGCAGUGAUAUUGAGCAAAGCGGUCAAUCAGAUUCCAAACUUUUGAUUGACCAAAAACUAGAGAUAAAAUAUAUUUUUAAACUGGUUGUCACCACUUUAUAGAGCACAAAAUAAAAAUUGUAACAUACGUGAAAUUUAAGCAAAAGCAGAAAUGCAUUUUUGACAAAAAAUCUUUUUUAUUGCUGCAUAAUAUUUGAAAUAUUGUUUAAUUAUAAUCCGCAGAUGUAAGCGCGUGAGUUUGCUGAUUAGUAAUUAUAUCUGAAAAUUCCAUUUUAAUGGUUCUCUUGAGCAGUGGAUCAUUUUCAGGGUUUUAUCAGUGAGGACAGUAUAUAUAUAUAUACUUGGCACUUUCAUCCAGUCAUUGCUUUUACUUGGAUUAGACUUAAGGGCAAAGUAACAUAAUUGUAGAAGAGUAUUAAUGACUGGCAGCCACUUCACUUUAUUGACAUGCAUCCUAGUGUUGCAGUGGCUGGCAGUUUUGUUCUCAAUGUAAAUAACAAAAUCCAGGUCAUGACGAUUUAAAAUUAUUACAGAUGAUCAGUGCAACAUAUAGUAAUGUUCUGAUGCAUAUCUUGUCAUAAAUACAAUAUUCAGAGUAUUUAGUUAUUCGAAACUAGGAAUACAUCUGUGGGGGAUGUUUAGAUAUAUCCAAAUUCAAUGUUUCCCAUAGGUUGGUAAAACAUUAAAACAGCUGUAUUGAAGCCAUGAUCAGGUAAAUCAGAAGAUAUGGUUUUAAUACGAAUAUGGCUUGAAAUAAGUUGCUUUGUUUUUCAGCACUGAUGUGGAUAUUUGCCUUUGUUUGUCCAUUUAUGUGAAUAUAGAUCUUUUUGGAUCAAUUCUAAUUUACCAUUGAUGCAGCAAAAGGAGUUUACUUCUGUAAAGUGCACAGUUCUAUUUGGGAAAUAUCGUCAUUUGUUUGGUAAGGUGGUCUUCCCUUCUAACAGGAAGGAUUUGUUGGAUUUAUUCUAGGUAUUUGCACAGGAGAUUCUGUGAUAGAGGGAUUAUACUAAUUAAUACAUUUGAAGUUUUAAAAAAAAAAAAACCAAUGAAGAUCAUUACAAGAAGGAAAGAGGUUUAAUGAAAAAGGGUAGUAGUGUGGCAAAUAUUAAAGUCACUGCUGACUAGGACAUUUUUGGUUGAUGGAUGAAUUACUGGUUACAAUUUGGAAGGUGAAAGUAAUGGCAUUUGCUGCACUCGUGCUGAAAGAAAGUGACAAAAUAGAGAGAAUUUUGGAUGACUACAAAAUUGUAUGUGCAAAUAUCUGAGAUCACUUUGGAUAUAAACACAUUUGUGUUUAGUAUGUUUGUUUCAACCGAUAUAUAGUUGUACUUCUCAUUUAGGAAGAUUUUGUAUUUCCCAAUCUCAGUAUGCCUGUUUUUUGUUUUUUUGUUUUCCUUGUGAUUAUAUAGUGAUUUUUAAACUAAAUUUGUUUAUACUUUAUAUCAUUACAUGUAGAUGGAUUAAAUUUAGCUUUAAAGUGCCAAUAAUGAAUUUUUGGGGAUAUUUUGUUAAAUCAUUCAAUGAAGUAUGUCUUGUGGACAAAUUCUGUUAUUUGAUGAAACAUUAUAUUAAAGAUUUGAAACAUUGAU
Molecule: messenger RNA, 3911 nt
Organism: Leucoraja erinaceus (little skate)
Lineage: Eukaryota; Metazoa; Chordata; Chondrichthyes; Rajiformes; Rajidae
Gene: nfkbiz
Product: nuclear factor of kappa light polypeptide gene enhancer in B-cells inhibitor, zeta
Exons: 12
Coding region: 1-1968 (655 amino acids)
Biological process (GO): regulation of gene expression
Cellular component (GO): nucleus
Molecular function (GO): POU domain binding; DNA binding
Source: RefSeq, a predicted model, not a curated record